Molecule: messenger RNA, 3634 nt
Organism: Rosa chinensis
Lineage: Eukaryota; Viridiplantae; Streptophyta; Magnoliopsida; Rosales; Rosaceae
Exons: 10
Coding region: 2367-3428 (353 amino acids)
Cellular component (GO): membrane
Source: RefSeq, a predicted model, not a curated record
UCAGGAUGAGUAUCACAGUUUUGGCAAUUGGUUGGUUAAUUGGGCCAGUUUUGAAAAUUGUGUUUUGUUUCCCUAUCCUUGUUAUUGCUGCAAAACUACAGCAAUUGGAAGAAAGUCUGAAAUUCAUAUGCCCUUUUUCAUAUAUUGCUGAGGAACUGACAUGCAACAUUAAUUUUUGAUCAAAUUUCUUGGUUUUGAUUUGUGUUUCCAAACGUCUGUACUGUAUUUCUGUUGCUGGCUUUGUUGAAUUUGACUGUUAAUUUAUAAAAUUUAGAUUUUUUCAUGACAUGAAAGAGUUGUGUUGUAUAGAUUGUUAGGUGAUUUUGCUAAGCAAUGUGCUUGCUCCCGCCUGAAUAUUUGAUUCAGCUUCUCUGUUAGUUAAACGUAUACAAUCUUUUCCAGCAAUAUAUACCAUCUUUUUCAGCAGCAGGUGGUAGGGUUCGCUACUCUUAAUAUCUAUUACAAAUAAAAGCUUUUGAGAAUCUCCCAGAUCUUGUUGUGUAUAAUGGAGGGACAAUGGUCCAUUACCUCCUUUCUAGGUUUCUGGCUUUCUUUUGUGCUCUAUUUUCAAUUUAGGCAAAGUGCUUUGCCCAACCAGAUUAUGAGCGUCUGAGUUACUUUCCUUCAAAGUGUUUUCCAAUCUGAUUUAGCUCAGCAGGAGCCUUUAUUCACAGUUGUUUUUAUUUUUUGGUUGGGUAACAGAAAACUAAGAUAUCCCUAAAGCUGAAUAGCGUUUAUGAAAUGUUUUGUUCUAAUUGUUUGACAUUCAGUGUUACCACUGUUCUUAUUGCUUUUUCUGGUUAAUUGCAUUGUUUUUGGGAUUUGCUUUCUAAUUCAAGCCUCUUGGAUUAUAACCAAUUGCAUUUUCUGGUUAAUUGCAUUGUUUUUGGGAUUUGCUCUCUAAUUCAAGCCUCUUGGAUUAUAACCAUUUGCAUUCGUGGUUCCUACUUGUCAUUGAUGUCUUGAUAUUGCUUAUGAAAUCCUGUUAACUAGUUUAUCUUUUCCAAAGUUUUUCUUGGAAUACUCUUGAUUGUUCUGGUUGAUGAUGCAUUACUUGUUGGGUUAGGAAUUGAAUUGAUCCAUUUGGUUUUUCCAAAAUUAUAUUUGGGUCUGUUGCAAUGGGGCAGUUUGUAUAUUCUGCCUGACUGCCUCCUGUUUGUUACAUCUGUACAGUUGGCGUGUAUCUUAGAAGCCAACAAAUUGAUCAUAUUCAACAUUAAAUGUGGGAAUUUAAUCGGUAGCUCUAUUAUUUUAGGACUUCUUCUGACGAAACUAUGAUUAUGUAUCCCUUUCAAAAAAAGAGAAAAAAAAAACUAUUAUUAUGUACCCAAUAAUUUGAUAUCAGUAAAUCCCUCAUAAACUCGGGCUAGUCUAAAGAUGAAAAUGGGAGUAUAAAUAAAUAAGUAAUCCCUCACAAAAUAACAGAUUGAUGUCUCUGUUUGAUUUGGUACAGCGGUAUGGGGUUUCAGUGUUCUGUGUUCUGAGUUGCAGUUCAGUGAGGAGUAAGAGCAUUUUCUUGUUCUUCCAUGGGAUCUUCCGGACUUGGUCUUUUGGUUCUUUCACAGUUGGAAAAGGACACAGAACACUGAAACCCAAAGUGUUUGAGGAAAAGAACACAGAACAUCUUGAUCAAUUUGUGGAAAAGAAGAGUUCUCAAAAGGGUAUCAGACAGAUAAGAAUAAAAAGAGGAAAUGGCUGAAAUGUGAAAACCAAGUGUAAAAUGUAAAAAUGGAUAGGAGGAGGACAUUCCUUCAUCUGAAAAAUCCAGCAAACCAACUUCGUAUUCCAGGGUUUCUGCACAAUAUCUGCCCGUGUAUUCUACAGUUUUGUUAUUGGUCAAGGGUUGAGACUUGAGGUUUGAUUAAAUUUUUUCUUCUCAAAAAAAAAAAAGGGUUGACUUGAAAGCAGCACCCUUUAAUUCCAAAAAAAAAAAAAAGGAAAAAAAAGAGCAAACUAACUUUGUUUUUGUAAUCACUAAUCAGGGAUUAGAGGGGGGUUAAUAAUAUUUCCUUAAGUCCACGCGGAACACUUUAACUGGUUUUCAGUUCUGUAUAUAAGGGACGUAGCGUAAUCCAAUCCCACAUACAAAAAUGAAAAACCCUUGGCUGACUUCUGUUCUGACUCGUAGAGGAAAGUUCGUUUUGUCUUAAAAGAGCCGUCGUUUCUUUAUCUUCCAGCUGCAAAUUAAAACCUCCAGAAUCUUACAGACCAAAACUUGUUUGAGACAGUAUGAAUAAAGAAGAAGCAAAGCAUACAUCUUUUACUAUUCCAAUUUCAACGUGAUCGUAAGCCAUCCUGGGUUAAAACCCAGUUUGAACUUGUUAAACUCUGAAGCAAGAUCAUCGAGCCAUUCGUGGCAUCCAAUCAUGACUACGGAUACUACUGUUCUAAGGUAUUGGUGGAACUGGAGGUUCUUGAUCAGUGCAAUAUUUAUAUUGUCUAGUAUGGUUCUAGCCGCAGUUCUUAUAUGGAAAUAUGAAGGCUGCAAAAAAUCCAGAAGGGGAAGAAGAGAAAAUCAGCGAGAAACAGUAGGAUCUCUAUUUGAGGGUGAAGCCUGGAGGACAUCUUUCAAAUUAAUUCAUCCCACUUGGCUUCUUGCUUAUAGAGUUGUUGCUUUUGUUUUGCUUCUGUCCUUGAUAGUUACCAAUUUUGUUCUUGAUGGAGCUGGCAUACUUUACUUCUAUACUCAGUGGACAUUUUGUUUGGUCACAAUCUAUUUUGGGCUUGGAUCUUCACUCUCCAUUUAUGGAUGCUACAAAUACCGCAAUAGAGUUGGUGAGGAUGCAGCUGAUCGUGUGAGACAUGAAGAACGAGGUAGUACUUAUGUUGCUCCAACACUUGGCAAAAAUGCAGAUACAUACAACUCAUCUAAAAGCUUCACCGACAAAGAAUGUCCCUCCCACAAAGGCGCUGGUCUAAUUGUUUAUAUAUUUCAAGUCAUUUAUCAGAUGUGUGGGGGUGCUGUGGUGCUCACUGAUGUGGUAUUUUGGCUCAUUCUGUAUCCAUUUCUAACAAGCAAAGAUUACAAACUGGACUUUAUGAUGGCCAGUAUGCACUCAUUCAAUCUUGUUUUCCUCCUUGGUGAGACAACUUUGAAUAGCUUGAUGAUGGCCAGUAUGCACUCAUUCAAUCUUGUUUUCCUCCUUGGUGAGACAACUUUGAAUAGCUUGCGGUUUCCAUUGUUUCGAAUCUCAUAUUUUGUGCUAUGGACGGGAGUAUUCGUGAUUUUCCAAUGGAUAAUCCACGCUUGUAAAAACAUGUGGUGGCCUUAUCCAUUUCUCGACUUGUCAUCCUCAUAUGCACCCUUAUGGUAUCUUGGGGUUGGAGUGAUGCAUAUCCCAUGCUACGGUAUCUUUGCUUUAAUUAUUUGGAUGAAGCAGUUGUGGUUCUCAAGAUCAUUACCGGAGUCUUUUCAGGGUGAGAGGUAAUACGCUGUGUUCAUUGAAUCUCAAGACUUCAUACUGUGCCACCAACCCGGCACAAUCAUUAGAUAUAAAAGAACCAUUAGUGAUAUCAUUUUUUGGCCUAGACAUAGAAGAAAAAUAAUUUGUUCAGGAUCCCUAUCAUUAUUAACUGUACAUGCAUGAUCAGUAUUCUUUGGAGGGAGGCUAUAGCAUCCCCAGUUACAGAUCAA